Messenger RNA from Spodoptera exigua (beet armyworm), 3830 nucleotides. Lineage: Eukaryota; Metazoa; Arthropoda; Insecta; Lepidoptera; Noctuidae. The record is from the annotation of a GenBank genome assembly.
ACCAAGAGGCAAAGUUCACAACUCGUAUAGCUAAUCAGUGUACGUCACGCCUCGAGCGGCCCUGACUGGAAGCGCUCAGUUGAGCACUCGGCUGCGACCAGUGCGCGCGCGGUCUUGGCGCGAAACGCGCGUCUCUUCAAUCGCAAUCACUUAUUUCUUUGUGACGUACGAAUGACCAACUGAGUUUCUUAGUUAAAUAAAAUUCAUUGUGUUUUGUUCAAAAUGAAAGUGGACAAAGAAUCGUGCCUUCCGGGCCCUGUGGACACUAAGCCGAUGUUAUCCGACAGGAAAGGGAGCCUUAAGGUGACCAUCACCCCGGCACAACACAGGACCCUCACACACUUGCCCAAGAGACCGCCAGUGGAUUUGGCGUUCACUGAUCUCACGUACAAAGUGCAGGAGGGAAGAAAAAGCAAUGUGAAGACAAUUCUCAAGUCGGUCUCUGGCCGACUUCGGUCAGGUGAGCUGACGGCCAUAAUGGGACCUUCAGGCGCUGGAAAAUCCACACUCCUCAAUAUCCUUACAGGAUACAAGACAUCUGGUAUGGAAGGCAGCAUUACAGUGAAUGGUAUGGAGCGUAACCUGUCAAGUUUCCGUAAGCUGUCCUGCUACAUCAUGCAGGACAAUCAGCUCCAUGGUAACCUGACUGUGGAGGAGGCCAUGGCUGUAGCUACUGCUUUGAAGCUGCCCAGUGCUACUACAAGCGCUGACAAGGAGGAAGUGAUCCACGAAAUCCUGGAAACCCUUGGUCUGUCAGAGCAUCACAAGACUAUGACAUCGAAUCUCUCAGGAGGUCAGAAGAAACGACUCUCGAUCGCCUUGGAGUUGGUCAACAAUCCUCCUAUAAUGUUCUUUGACGAGCCCACUUCGGGUCUGGACAGCUCUUCCUGCUUCCAAUGUAUAUCUCUCCUGAAGACCUUGGCUAGGGGUGGCAGGACUAUCAUCUGUACUAUCCAUCAGCCUUCUGCAAGAUUGUUCGAGAUGUUCGACCACUUGUACACGUUGGCGGAUGGACAGUGCGUCUACCAGGGAAGCACAGGAAGACUUGUUGAAUGGCUCGGCAGUUUGAGCUUGCAGUGUCCGUCCUACCACAAUCCGGCUUCUUUCAUCAUUGAAGUGUCCUGCGGCGAGUACGGAGACAAUACUGGCAAGCUGGUUCGGGCUAUUGAUAACGGAAAGAAUGACAUCAGGAACGGCAUGCCAUUCCCAGAGAGCAAAGUACCCGACUACAACAAUAAGAAGGCAAUGGAAGAGUCUCUGAACAAGGAAUGGAACAAAAAUGACCUGUCCCAAGUCCAGGAGAAGUUCAGAGAUGGUAACAACGCUACCAAUGGAAACGGAAACUUACAAAAUGGAAUCUUGCAGUAUGCUGCUAGCGAAAUUGCUAAAGGUGAACCGCUGGUAGUCCAAAUGGAUUCUGAAAAGCAGGAUAACGUGGACGUGGCGCUGUUGGGCGGCGAGGGCUCUCCCAGACGGUACGCUACGUCAGAACUUACUCAGUUCUGGGUGGUACUCAAACGAACUCUGCUGUUCAGCAGAAGAGAUUGGACUCUGAUGUACCUCCGUUUAUUCGCGCACAUCCUGGUCGGCUUCUUGAUCGGUGCACUGUACUACGACAUCGGCGACGACGGCUCCAAAGUACUCUCCAACCUUGGUUUCCUGUUCUUCAAUAUGCUGUUCCUCAUGUACACUUCUAUGACCAUCACUAUUCUUAGUUUUCCCCUUGAGAUGCCUGUGCUGGUGAAAGAACACUUCAAUCGAUGGUACUCGCUACGGUCAUACUACCUCGCCAUCACUGUCUCGGAUAUACCGUUCCAGGCAAUAUUCUGCGUGAUCUACGUGGUGAUAGUAUACUUGCUGACGUCACAACCUCCGGUUUGGUUCCGAUUCGCGAUGUUCCUGUCUUCGUGUCUGCUCAUCUCCUUCGUGGCCCAGAGUGUUGGACUUGUCGUUGGUGCUGCUAUGAAUGUUCAGAACGGCGUGUUCCUCGCGCCCGUAAUGUCGGUACCGUUCCUUCUAUUCAGCGGUUUCUUCGUAUCAUUCAAUGCGAUCCCGGUGUACCUGCGGUGGAUCACGUAUCUGUCCUACAUCAGAUAUGGAUUCGAGGGCACUGCUCUCGCCACCUACUCCUUCGACAGACCUAAGCUUAAGUGCCAUCAGACUUACUGUCACUUCAAGAACCCAGAAACCACAUUGGAAGAGUUGGACAUGUUGAAUGCAGACUUCACCCUGGACAUCGCGGCUCUCUGUCUGAUCUUCCUCGUCCUGCGUAUAUCUGCCUUCCUAUUCCUUCGCUGGAAACUCAAAUCUACCAGAUAAGCUAUAUAACACCUACUUUACAUGUAUUUAGGGUAGAAAACCAAACGACAAGUUAUUUUAAGUUAAGAUUGUCACUUUGUCACCGCUUUUGUACGAAUAUGUGAUAUUGACCAGCUUGUGGUGCCGAUAGAUGAGUUUAUAAUGCAAUUUUAAAGGCGAUAAUUGUUUAUUUAUGUCGAAUUUAUGCCAAAGGUUUCCUAAAGAAGGGAUUGGAAUAACAAAACUAAUAUUUCUUUUAAAUAUUGUUUUUAUAAGCAGCUCAGUCGUUUUUUAUGGUUGCUGACAGAUUCAAUGAUUUUGAGACAAAGUAACAAUCGUUAGUUAGUUUACGCAGUUAUUGUGAUAAAGAUAAUAUUAUUAUAUGUAUUUAAGGACAACGGGACUGUACAUUUCGAAUAUUUUAUGACAAAGUAUGGGAUCCUACCAUUCAGAUCUAUAGAAAUCUAACAUUAAAACCACGUCCUGUUUCUAUUCAUUGCAAAAAAAACUUGCAUCAUCUAUUAACAUUGUAAAAUAUUAAAAAAAAAAUAAAAAAUAAGUUGGUGUCAAUAAAAUUUUGACGGAUGAAAAUUGCUCUUUGUAAUGUUAAACUGACAUUCUCAGCCAAAAGUUGUAUAUUUAGAGCUGACCUCAAAUUGAAAAGACUAGGAUAAGUAAUAACAAUUUUGAUAAUGUAUUAUAAAUAAUGAAAUUACAUGACAAUCUAUUUAGCAAGGUCGUUCAAGCUCAAAUCAUGGCCUUAUUUCAAACAAAAAAGUAAUAAUUUUGAACAGGAUGAAUUAAAAUGUGAUAACUUUUUGUGAUACAACAAAAAAAAAAUCACAACAAAUAUAAAUUACUUAUUGCAGUUAUAAAAACACAUCAAUUUUGUAAAUAAAAGUUUAAUUCUAUACUCAAUGGGUCUUUACAUUUUUUAUGCCACAGACUAUCCGAACCAUAGAUUUAUAAUCAGAGAUUUUGUAACAGAUAAUAUAUAAUAGUAAGAUCUGAAACUAUCAGAAACCGAGCCUAUGUAGCGACGUUAGAAAUUACACAAAAAAGUUAAUAUAUAAAUUAUAAUUAUACGAAUCCAUUGAUUAUUUUGCUCAUAAAUUAUUCAUAUUUCUUGCCUAACGGGCUUGCCGUUAAUUUUAUGUCAAAGAUAUUCGUAUUUUAUUUAAAUAGUAACGGUAAUUUUAACUCUUUUAUUUUUAUUCUAUAAAUAAAGACUGCUGUUCAAUUGUUUAAUUCAGAAAUUCAUUCUUUCAUCUUUGAGUACCUAUUUGAAUUAUAAGUUUUUUUGAAUAUAUAUAUUUCAAAGCUUUUGUAAAUAACCGUUACUAUUAAAAUAAAUAAUUAUUAUUACGCAUUCAGGGAUCAUGGUAUAUUUCAUUGUACUUAGUGUUGUAAUUAUUUAGAUAAAAUAUUGUGGUCCAAUUAAUUAUUGAUAAUGGUUAGUUGUAAUGGUGUAUAGAAAGUAUGAUGUUUUGUACCUAUAUAUAUUUUUUAAAAUAAAUGGUUUAUGAAAUUAG